Molecule: messenger RNA, 4994 nt
Organism: Mizuhopecten yessoensis (Yesso scallop)
Lineage: Eukaryota; Metazoa; Mollusca; Bivalvia; Pectinida; Pectinidae
Product: toll-like receptor 6
Exons: 2
Coding region: 435-4223 (1262 amino acids)
Biological process (GO): signal transduction
Molecular function (GO): protein binding
Source: RefSeq, a predicted model, not a curated record
UGUGAGUUAUGUUUCUCUCAGAGAAGCGGCCACUUGUCCUCCUACCUGUAAGACAGGUAAAAUACGACUAAUUGCUCGACCUAUACAAGAUCAGUGUCGACAAGCGACCAACAAGCGUCUGUGCUAGGACCAUAGCGAAUAGAGACAGAAGCCUAUUGUGGACGAUGCAAUGCACGAAGAUCUACCGACAUAAUCUGGACUUGGAAAGACGUUUAUAUUUUGAUUAGCAUGUUAUACAAUUUUGGGAUCGGACCUAUUAACAACAACAAUAAUUGUUUGGAAAUAUUUAGCAGAGAUAUCUUGCAUGAUGCUGGAUCAGUGGUGGUAAUGAAAUGGAACGACAUCAGCGUGGUGUAAAGUGAUGGUGAUCAGGAACUCCAGAAAUCUAGCAACUUUCAUAUUCCAUAAUAAUCGUCAUCAUCAUCGUCAAAGCCAUGAAAACGGGACAUUUUAUGGAAAUCCAAGUCUUUAUCAGUUUAUUUAUGUUUGGUAGCGUUUUGUCAUCACGUGAUGCUGACGUAUGUGGCAUCCCUGCCUGCAUGAACAAGACGAGCCUUCUUCCACCUAUUACCAUGUUCAGUCUCCAUGGCAACAACGUGCCCUUUAAGGGGAUGGCGUAUUUACUUCAGCCUCCGCGUGGCAUGCACUGCUACAUAAAUCUCACCACCAUUUUACAUAAUUACAACUUCACACAAGAACCUGCUGUUGCAAUAUUAGCUAUCCAUUGUCAGCGACCUUUCAUCAUUCAUAUGAGUGAGUUUGUUGGAGAUUCCCUAAAUCAUAUCUGGUACUACUUCCAAAUGCAGGGAUGUAGGACUACUUACAGGAGUCUGAACCGUCUAUCUACUGCUGUUGACUUAAAAACCAUCACCCUACCAAGCAAAGCCUAUAUACAUACAAAUGGUUCAGACUGUCUCUCGUCAAACAAAUCCAUCCCAGAAUGUCAUGCCAUUUACAAUGUGCAAUCCAUUUGGAUUACUCAUUCCUAUGGCUAUCCGGAACAGGACCUCGUUGACCUAUUCCGAUGCGCUGAUGUGUUCCCUAAUAUGACAGAAUUGACUGUGACAAAUAUGUCUCUAACGGAACUUCCGCCGUCCAUUAUCCGAAAGAUUCCUAACGUUCAGUCCUUAGAAAUAUCUAACUGUCAACUCACUCUUCCACCUAAAGACUUUCCCUGGACGGAGCAGUCGGUCAGGUUAACAGGUAACCUCACUAUGGAGCAAUAUUUCCUUGAGCAUUAUGCGAAACCUUUUAACAUUGAACUUGACCCUAACCUAUACCGAAGAAUUCUUAAUCUUAACUUCAAUCGAAUAUCAAAUCUAUCAAACUUUCUGUUUAAAGGUCAUCUCCAAAUGAUUCGGUUGUCGGGAAAUGGAAUGAUAGAAAUAGGGUCGUUAACAUUUCGCCAUCUUGUUGGUAUUCAGCAUAUUGACGUGUCUCUUAAUAAACUGAGGUCGGUACCGGAAGGUCUUUUCCUAGGAUUAACCAGCCUCCGACAUAUUGAUUUAAGCAGUAAUGAUUUAGAGUCGCUACCAACUAAACUAUUUAAAGAUGUUACAAAUGUAGUACAUCUCAAUCUCGCUAACAAUUCAUUGGAACAUCUACCGAAUGGAGUUUUCUCGACUCUAUCACACCUACAAGAAAUCCAUUUAGAGCACAAUAAAUUAGUGACGAUAGAGGCCAAGUCAUUUCUUAUUACUUCCUCCACCCUGACUAUGUUGUAUUUUGAUAGUAACCCUCUCAGGGUUGUGCCUGAUAUUGUUUUCUACCUACGUUACCUCAAUACAGCCUACAUCAGGAACACAUUUAUAUCCUUCAAUAACUUGACAGAGAUCACAUCUCGCGUGAACUGGUCUCGGCUGACAGAUGCCGUGAUUAAGUCGACCAGUAGUGCAAACCUUGACCUGAACAAACCAGCUGACACGUUACGAAAGGUGGACCUCACCGGAAGUGCAAUAACAACUUUCUGGAUCCAGCCAAAUUUAACCGAAUUCCAACAUACUUUUCUUCUUCUUCUCCUGCGCCAUUUCCAUUUCAUUCUAGACAACAAUAGGAUCACUUGUGACUGCAAUAUUAUCACGUUCUCGAAAUGGAUCCAUAAACUAAAACGUGAUGGGCUGUUGACUGGUACAGAAUAUUUUUUUACCGAAUGGAUUUGUAUGUAUCCAUAUGAACUCAGGGGGAGACGACUCCUUAACGUAAAGCCAGAGGAGACCUACUGUGUUACUAACGUCACUAACUGUCCAGCAGAGUGUUGGUGCUACAAGCGAUCUGUGUCGGAGGUCAUCAUCGUGGACUGUCGGGAUCGGAGUUUGGAGGCAUUGCCGAGUGUUCUACCAGAUGGUCGACUUGACUUGUGGUUCCAUCGAAACAACAUCUCCAUCUUAGAAAACAAGGCGUAUCUGUCUCGAGUAAGACAACUCGUACUCAGUUACAAUAACCUAGAGGUCAUCGAAAGCUCGGCAAUAUCUUCUUUGAAAAAUGUGAUGCUAUUUUAUCUUGAUUCGAAUCUUCUAGCAAUUCUCCCAGCUCAAUUUAGGGAUAUGAAAACUCCUUUGAUAAUGCUUAAGAACAAUCCUUUCCGUUGCGAUUGCAAUACCUUGUGGAUGAAGUCAUGGAUACUAAAUCACCAAAGUCGCAUUCCUGACUGGACGGAGAUUUCUUGUAACAGUCAGAACGACGAUGGGAAACAGUUCGUCAGUCUACCUGAUAAAGAGUUUAUAUGUGUAGAGGAUUUUGAUUCCGUGAAACAUGUCAUCACUCCAGUCGUGUCUAGCUCGCUAUCCCUGGCAGUGUUUUUGGUAGCACUCGGUUUGCUCUACAUAUACCGUCUGGAGGUGAAGGUCCUUUUGUAUAUAUACUGUGGCAUUCAUCCAUUCGACAAGGACAAGAAAGGCGGAAAGGAGAAAAUAGACGCCGUCGUCAUACAUGGUCCGGGUGUAACAGACUGGGUGAUGAAAAACAUCGUCACGUAUCUGGAGGAGAACGCUCAACAUUACGUCAUCUGUGAGAUUAACAGAGACUUUGUAGCAGGGUUUUCCUAUCAGGAGAAUAUAGUUAGUAUCGUACGCCGGAGUAAACGGAUGAUUCUGAUUCUGUCGGACGAAAUGACAGACACACACGACAUGUUCAAAGUAGCAUGGAGAGAAGCACAAUUAAAAAUCAAAGAAAAGAGGACAAAUUACGUCAUUGUUAUAGGCCACAACACACCAAGAAAAAAACUGACAAACAAGGAACUUAAACGGUACCUUAAACGUGGAAGAUUUGUACACACAGGUGAAGCUCUCCUGCGCGAAAAAAUAUUAUACUCGAUGCCAAAUUAUAAAUACACUGCUGAUAAUGGUGGAGUCCGAGGUCUCCCGAAUAUUAGAAAAUGUAUACAAAAUACUUAUGAUACAGAUGAUAAAGGAGAAGACGAAAUCCAAUUUGACGCUUUCCUUGCCUAUGGUGACACUGAUAGAAAAUUUGCUGUCAACGCCCUUCGAGCUGAUUUAGAGAAAAACGGAUAUACUUUAAUAAUACCAGAUCGCGAUUUCCCUCCAGGAGCCUCAAAAGAGGAAAAUAUACUCGAAGCGGUGUCACGCUGUCAUCACACGCUCUUCAUUUUGUCAGGGGAACAUCUUGAGGAUGAAUGGUCCCUCUUCACCUUCCGUUCAGCCAUUGAGAAAUCCUUACGUAAUAAAAGCAAUCACCUUAUCUUAUUGUCCGCUCUCAAAGAGGACAUGAUCAUUGUUGAUGAGGAAGUCAAAUAUCAUAUGAAGACACAGGUCGGACUUGAUAUAAAUAGUCCUUGGUUCUGGGAAAGGCUUCACAAGGCUCUGCCGCGAAAAGGUGAGGGUCAAAGUCAGCAAAUAUUCUUAGAGGACGAGAAAAACGUGGAAGAGUUAGAAAGAAUAAAACUACUGAAAGAAAAAGAAAAAGAGGAAAAAGAAAAGGAAAUGGAGAGAAUGAAAAUGUUCAAAGAGGACGCGGAUGAGAACGAGGGAAAAGUUAAAGAAACUGAAAGAUUGAAAAGGAAAAAUGGAGAUUCAUUUCUCUUACACGAAAAGGAUAUAUAUAACAAUGAGAUCACUGAUAUUGACAUCAAACAAAUAGAAGGACAUGAAAGUUUGCUGUUUAGAGCAAAAUUGAAAGAAAUAGACAUAGAAAAUGAACAAGAGGAAGGAGGAGGAGUUCCAAAAGAAAUCAAACAAAAGAGUAGUUUACAAGUUACCUAUGUAUGAAAAGUUGAAAGAUUGAAAUAUGAAACAAUUUAUAGGGAUUUAUAUAUAAAAGAAUGUGUUUAUUCAAAGUACAAAAAGUAUAGCCUAAAUUAUCUUCAUCUUCUACACUACAAGAAAAAAAGAACAAUUUGCAAAAUGACAAAAAAAAAAAAAGAGUUGUAGAAGCUUGUGGCCAAAUUAUUCCUUGUGCACGUGCGGCCUUAAUUUCCAACUGGCUGUUUUUUUGUUUCGUCAUCUGACAUAUCACGCCAAGCCUGGUCACAUUUUAUUAUCAUUAAUUCGUAUUCGCUUUUAAUGUGUUAUUUUAUGAUGAGUUAAUUGUCAGGUUUGUCUCAGGGAAAUAUAUCGUUGUACAAUAUAUAAUGUACAGGUAACAUUUACUGUAUGAUGCAUUAUUUAUAUGCAUAUUAAAACGUUUUUUAUUAAAAACUUUUUUUCUCUAUUUGACUGAUGAAGGUCACGUGAUUUUCUCCAAAAAAAUUAUUGAUGUGUCGUGUGGAAACAUGCCAAACUUUCCGGUGAAUAAGUGUGUUCGUUUAGACAGAAAGGGUUGGAUUCGUUUAUCAGGAACGUGGAAAUUUGUAUAUUCUAUAAUUUUAUAGUUCCAUUACAGAAAUCAAACAAUUCACGGUAAAAAUUGACUCUAAAUGUUAAAGAAGUGUUUUCGUUUUUCAAAAUACUCAGCUAUUAAUAAGCAAUUUAAGUUAAAAAAAACCAUUCGAAGUCAGUAAAAAAAAAAGAUUCUUAAUUUGUAAAUGUUCAAAUAAACAA